CAUAACACAAGAAAUAGAGAAUUAAGCACUGAAAUAGUUUAUCUUCUAAUUGCUAUUUGAGAUGGACUGGCCUAAGAAGAUGCCAUUGCUGGUAUUAGUGGUAACUACUAUAGUGUUGGUUGAAGUGUUUGGCAACGUUAAUGGCUGCUUUCCAGAAGAGAAGAAGUCGCUUCUUGAAUUCAAGGCUGCUUAUUGUAACGAAACUUUGCUGCCUUCUUGGGUGGAUCACCCAAACAGUGAUUGCUGUCACUGGGAGCGAGUUACAUGUGAUUCUUCCUCCGGCCGUGUCUUCAAUCUCUCUCUACAGAAUCUAGGAAAGCAUGAUAUAAAUGGAGAUUGUUUAUCUCCACACAUAAACUGGUCCUUGUUCCUGAGCUUUAAGGAACUCACUAGCCUCGAUUUGUCCCAUAAUUGCUUUCAAGACUUCGUUUUUUAUGAAGGUAUAAUAUGUCGAAUGAAGCAACUUGAAGAGCUACAUUUGAAUGGUAAUAACCUCCAAGGAACUUUGGGAACAUGUCUGGAAAAUAUGAUAUCACUCCGAACUCUUGAUCUCUCGCAUAACUCCUUAAGAGGUAGCAUACCCGAUUCAAUAAGACACAUGCCAAGCUUGAGAAUAUUAAAUUUGGGGUACAACAAUUUCUCUGGCAAGGUGCCGGACAUAUUUGAUGGAGGCACCUCACAAUCAGAUACGCAUCAAGUUAGUGGUCUUAACAUUAUAGACUUGUCUCAUAAUCAAUUGUGUGGCGAACUUGACAAUAAUUUAUGGAUACCUUCAUCUUUAGUUUUCUUGAGCCUGCAAGGAAAUCGUCUUACUGGGGUGAUAUCUAUUGAUGAUUUCUAUAGCCCCAAUCUAGUGGUCCUUGAUUUGAGUGAUAAUGAUUUCACGGGAACUAUUCCGGGAAGCAUCUACGGCAUUGAGUCUUUGGUGUUUCUUUUAUUAGCAGGAAACCAAUUGCAAGACGAACUUUCCAGUCAGAUAUGUCAGUUAAAAAGCCUACAGAUUUUAGACCUUUCACGUAAUAACAUAACUGGAUCUGUACCUUCUUGUUUGAAUAACAUAGCAUUUCGGGACAUAAAAAUCAUCGUCUCGCAUGGAAUAGAAACUUCGGUAUCUUAUGGCCAAGCGAGAAGAUACAUUGCACCAAUGUUUCGUCUUAAGUUUAGGUUGGGAGAAGUGCAGUUCAUGACAAAAGGCUCAUUCUUUUCGUAUGAAGGUUCUUCACUUAAAACUAUGUCAGCAUUAGAUUUGUCCUCUAACCAAUUGACAGGAGAGAUUCCUCACGAGUUAGGAGAUCUCAGAAGCCUCCAAUCACUCAAUUUGUCGCACAACCGUCUGAAUGGAUCCAUUCCUGACAACUUUCACAACCUAAAAAACAUAGAAAGCUUGGAUCUUUCAAAUAACAGUUUGAGUGGACAAAUUCCUCUUGAUCUUCAGGACUUGUACUCUUUGGAGAUCUUCAAUGUGUCCUAUAAUAAUCUAUCUGGUAUAGCACCUGGAGGAAACCAAUUUGCCAACUUUGAUGAUAGCAACUAUGAAGGAAAUCCACUUCUCCAUUGGACCAACAGCAACAAACGAGUUCCACCAUCUCCAAUCCCAUUGCACAAGGGAAAGAAGAGCGACGAUUCUUUCUUUGAUUUAGCUUCCUUCUAUUGGACUUUCUCUGCAUCCUAUGUCACCGUGCUCUUAGUGUUGGUGACAAUUCUUUCGAUCAAUUCUUAUUGGAGAAGCCUAUGGUUUUAUUUUGUUGUAUGGUGCCUUCUUAAAUGUUUUGGUCAUUUUCUUGGAGAUGCUUUCUGCAAGAAGUUAAAAUCAUGAAAUAAAUUACUCAAGGAUGUUUGGUGUGUUUUCCU
This is a messenger RNA of Arachis duranensis, 1851 nucleotides long. RefSeq names its product receptor-like protein 13. The coding region runs from base 62 to 1816 and encodes 584 amino acids. The transcript is spliced from 2 exons. Gene Ontology annotation, molecular function: protein binding. The record is from RefSeq and is a predicted model, not a curated record. NCBI's taxonomy places the organism in Eukaryota, Viridiplantae, Streptophyta, Magnoliopsida, Fabales, Fabaceae.